Trematosphaeria pertusa is the source of this 1970-nucleotide messenger RNA. Its product is annotated as farnesyl-diphosphate farnesyl transferas-like protein. Gene Ontology annotation, molecular function: squalene synthase [NAD(P)H] activity. Gene Ontology annotation, biological process: ergosterol biosynthetic process; farnesyl diphosphate metabolic process. NCBI's taxonomy places the organism in Eukaryota, Fungi, Ascomycota, Dothideomycetes, Pleosporales, Trematosphaeriaceae. The transcript is spliced from 4 exons. The record is from RefSeq and is a predicted model, not a curated record. Bases 176 to 1618 code for a protein of 480 amino acids. Gene Ontology annotation, cellular component: endoplasmic reticulum membrane.
CUUCAACUCGAACUCCGCAGAUGGCCACACUUCCGCAAUUCAAUUGACACUCUCACCUUCCUGAAGGCAUUUCCCCUUGCGCUCUCUUACCUUACGCGUCUGGGCUUCUCGGAUAUCCUGAAGCUGCAUGUAGCUCGCCGCAUACCCUCAUCGCCUCCUGAAAAUAUUCGCAACCAUGCCUAGCCCAAUGAGCCUGAUAUACUACGCAUUCCACCCCACGGAAUUGCGCUCCAUUAUUCAAUGGAAAGUCUGGCACAACCCUGUGCACGAGCGCGAUGAAUCUAAAGAGACCGAUGCCCUCAAGCGAUGCUUCUACUUCCUCGAUAUGACCAGUCGCAGUUUCUCCGCUGUCAUUAAGGAACUGCACCCCGAGCUCCUCGUACCCGUCACCUUGUUCUACCUUGUCCUCCGAGGAUUGGAUACCGUGGAGGACGACAUGACAAUACCGCUCGAGACGAAGGAACCCAUUCUGCGGAAUUUCCAGGAUGUCCUCGAGCAGGAUGGUUGGACAUUCACCGAGAAUGGACCGGACGAGAAGGACCGGCAGCUGUUGGCUGAGUUCAACGUUGUGGUGGAGGAAUUCAAAAAGAUCAAGCCGGCGUAUAAGACCAUCAUCAAGGAUAUCACUAAGAAGAUGGGCAAUGGCAUGGCAGACUAUGUGCGCAAUGCUGAGCACGACACCAACGGGGUCAACACAAUCAAGGACUACGAGCUGUACUGCCACUACGUCGCCGGUCUGGUCGGCGAGGGUUUGACCCGCCUUUUUGUUGAGGGUGGUCUAGCAACUACCGAGCUGCUGAAGAGGCCAGUGCUGAUGGAGUCCAUGGGCCAAUUCCUUCAGCAAGUCAACAUCAUCCGCGACAUUAAAGAGGAUCACGUCGACAAGCGGCGGUUCUGGCCCAAGGAGGUUUGGUCCAAGCACGUGGACAAGUUCGAGGAUCUAUUUCAACCGGAGAACAAGGAGAAGGCUUUGAGCGCCAGUUCGGAGAUGAUUUUGCUCGCCCUGAACCGUGCUGACGACUGUCUGUACUAUCUCGCCGGAAUCAGGGAGCAGAGUGUGUUCAAUUUCUGCGCCAUUCCGCAGUCCAUGGCCAUCGCCACUCUGGACGUCUGCUUCCAGAAUCACGAGCUCUUCAAGCGGAACGUGAAGAUCACCAAAGGAGAGGCUUGCCAGUUGAUGAUUGAAUCAUCGCAAAACCUGCAGAUGGUCUGCGACGUGUUUAAGCGGUAUACUCGCAAGAUCCAUCAGAAGAACAAUCCACACGACCCCAACUUCCUGAAAAUCAGCAUUGCCUGCGGGAAGAUCGAACAGUUCAUCGAAACCAUCUUCCCUUCGCAGAAGCCGCCUGUCGAUGCGAAGCAUAAGUCGCCGGCCAGCCUAGCGGAAGAGGCUAGGUUGAAGAAGGAGGCCGAGGAGGCCAAGUGGGACAACAUCUACAUGGCUCUUGCGGUCGUCUCGACCAUCACCGUCAUCACCGGAUUGAUGCUGUUUAUUGCCUGGUUAGCGGGUGCACGAUUCGACGUCGCUUUUGUGCAGUUCAAGGAGCAGAUGGGGCAGCUGCUAGGCAUCGGCCAGGCGUCAAACGCAACUGCUCCAUCCGGCCACAGCGAACUGUAACCAUGGCGGGUACACACUUUAAUAUCUAUAUGUGUAUAUGUAACUAUAAUAGCCGGCAGCUCGUCUUUCUGAGCCAGGUAUGGUUCGGUACCCCUUGAAUUAAUACUGAUAUGCGGCCUCCCCGGUCGCACCACCCUUCCAGCGAUCUCAAGCGCGAUGUCAUAGCACGGAUGUCAAAUUGCAAUUCGGCCGCUCAAUGGCUGCAGUUGUGCCGCUAGAAGUGCUUAUAUCGAAACGCGCCGUGCUCGGCGACGAGGCUGCUCCCGGCCUGCUCUCAAUUGUGGGCUCGGCUUGGGGCAGCGGCGUGGACAUUACCCUUUUCCCGAUAGUUUCUUAAUAAGAGCAAUCCGCU